UGUGAGCUAACUGUUUCCGGUCACGUGUUCCUUCUCUGCCGAACUCUUUGGCCGCCCCAUGGCCCGGGCGGCGGUGGCGGCGCUGAGAGCUCUUCAAAGUGGGAGCGAGACGGCUUUCGAGCUUAGUGCUGGCCGUCUUUUGAAGUGAACGUGCCUGUGCCUGUUGGGAGGAGCUGGUGGUGAAAGCUCAGACCCUCAGUUUCCCCUACGUGCUCUACAGCCAUCAUGGCAACAUCAUCUGAAGAAGUGUUACUAAUAGUAAAGAAGGUGCGUCAAAAGAAACAGGAUGGUGCUCUUUACCUCAUGGCUGAAAGAAUAGCCUGGGCACCUGAGGGCAAAGACCGGUUCACAGUCAGCCAUAUGUAUGCAGAUAUAAAAUGCCAGAAAAUCAGUCCUGAAGGAAAAGCUAAGAUUCAGCUUCAGUUGGUACUGCAUGCAGGGGACACAACCAACUUCCAUUUCUCUAAUGAAAGUACAGCAGUGAAAGAGAGAGAUGCAGUAAAGGAUCUUCUUCAGCAGUUAUUACCCAAGUUCAAGAGGAAAGCUAAUAAAGAACUUGAGGAAAAAAACAGAAUGCUGCAAGAAGAUCCUGUUUUGUUUCAACUUUAUAAAGACCUUGUUGUGAGCCAGGUGAUCAGUGCUGAGGAAUUCUGGGCCAACCGCUUAAGCAUGAAUGCUAUGGAUAAUUCUACAGCGUCUAAUAAGCAGGAUGUGGGCAUCUCUGCAGCUUUUCUGGCUGAUGUACGACCUCAAACAGAUGGAUGUAAUGGCCUAAGGUAUAAUUUGACUUCAGAUAUCAUUGAAUCUAUAUUUAGAACUUACCCUGCAGUAAAACUGAAAUAUGCAGAAAAUGUUCCUCACAAUAUGACAGAGAAAGAAUUCUGGACACGAUUCUUCCAGUCUCACUAUUUCCACAGGGAUAGAUUGAAUGCAGGAUCAAAAGAUCUUUUUGCAGAAUGUGCCAAAAUGGAUGAAAAGGGGUUAAAAACAAUGGUGUCUCAAGGUGUGAAAAAUCCUUUAUUAGAUUUAACAGCCUUGGAAGAUAAAUCGUUGGAUGAAGGGUAUGGUGUUUCCUUGGCACCUUCCACAUCCAAUUCUGCAAAAUCAAUAAGGGAAAGUAGCAAUGCUGCCAUUAUAAAGCGCUUUAACCAUCACAGUGCCAUGGUCCUUGCAGCUGGGCUCAGAAAACAAGAAGCACAGAAUGAUCACUACAGUGAGGCCAGCAGUAUGGACGGAAACUCCAGGGAUUCAGAUUUCUUUCAACCACCAGUAAAAAGGGUAAAGCUGCAAGAAUCCAUUGAGUAUGAAGAUUUAGAAAAUAGCAACAGCAUUAAAACUAUUGCACUAAACCUAAAGAAAUCGGAUAGGUAUUAUCAUGGUCCAACACCAAUUCAGUCACAGCAAUAUGCAACUAGCCAAGAUAUUAUUAAUUCUUUGUAUAGUAUUAGAGAAGAAAUGGAAGUUUAUGAAUCCAAACUAACUCAGGUUAUCUCAAGCGGUGCUGCAAGUAGUACUAUCACAGCCCUUUCACCUGGAGGAGCACUUAUGCAGGGUGGAACACAGCAAGUCAUAAAUGAUGUUCAGUCUGAGUUGAAACACCUGUAUGUGGCAGUAGGCGAGCUGUUACGACACUUCUGGUCCUGCUUUCCUGUUAACACACCAUUCCUAGAAGAGAAGGUUGUGAAAAUGAGGAGUAAUUUAGAAAGAUUUCAAGUUACUAAACUGUGCCCAUUCCAAGACAAAAUUCGAAGACAGUAUUGGAGUACAAAUCUGAUAAAUCAUAUAGAAGAAAUGCUACAAACAGCCUACAAUAAAUUCCACACCUGGCAGUCCCGACGUAUGUUGAAGAAAACGUGAAGGCUAAGCGAUGUCAGUUUGAGUGGGAAGAGUUUGCAAUAGCUGUAGGAACUCAGCUAUCCAACUGGUAGAGCUUACAGACAUUGCUGGAAAUUCAGCAUUGUACAGACUCUUGAAAAUGAUGCUAACUGAACUUGCACACUUUUGGGGAAGAAACGAGAUCAAACUUGAAAACUAGGGAGUUUAAAGGAACCAAACCGGAAGAGCUAAGUGGCAAAAUAUCUAUCUAUAAAUGUAAAGACACUGUUUACCGCAGUGGCUCAGGAACUGCUUUUGAUUUUCAUAAAGAGCUGCUUUCAGAAAUAAAAACUUUAAAAGGGGUGUAUUAAUAAAAUCCAAUAUUUGUCUAGUUUUUUUAAAAGUGUAUGAUACAGGGUAGAACUUAAAUAUUUCUUUCUUCACUGUAUCCUGGCAUUAUAUUGAGUUCUGUUUGUAUUUCUAAAAACAGGUUUAAAUUUUUAAAUAUAGCUGAAAGGCUGUUUUGCUUCAAAUUCCUAAUGAGCUUGGAUUCUAGAAGAUUUUUUUUGCCGUGUUUCACUACAGAUCAACAGCCAAUGCACUGCAGAAAGUUUGGUGUUCAAAGGAGAUGCACUUGUCAGGAAAAGUGCAGAAUUAUAUGCAGGAUUUUUACCAACCAUCGUUUACAUGUUUUCUUUUUAGUAUAAGAGUGUGCUACUGCAGUGGUGGGGGUUUUUUGUUUGGGGUUUUUUGGAAGCCUGACCUUUGUUUGGAGGUGAGAAUUCAUUUUUAAAGUGAGUUUAAAGAAGCUUACAGAAGUAAUAACUUUUAUACUUUUGAGAAAAAAACGUCUUUAAUGUGCUUUUCUCAGUUCUCUCCUGAUGACUGUUAGCGCUAUAUUUGGCGACUAGAUAAUCACUUGAAGAGUGAAUAUAUUUGGAAUCUGUACAACAUUAUGGUCCAAAUCGAAGGCAUUUCACUCUUACCUAAGAUGUACCUGCCAUGUAUUAAAUACUUGACUUAUUAAAACAAAGUAAACUUGUUUUAUAUAGUUCAUGGAGUCAGACUCCUUAUAUUUUGUUGUCUUAAUGUCUUCCUCAUUAGCACUCUAUUCUAGGACCAAGCAAAUGAUUUGAUAAUGUGUGUGAUGAGACCUAUUGAGACAUCUUAUGACUUCAUAAACCAUGGGUUUUAGUGGCAUGUGUUGAAAUUCAUUAGAAAGGUAGAAACUGUAUCCUAUUUUCAGAACAGUUGAUGCCCAGAAAAGAUUAUUCAUUUUACUGAUUUACCGUGUAUCGGUUAAGGGAUUACUUCCCAUCUUGAGUGUCUUCAUACAUUAGCACUGGACAGUUGAAAAGCCACAAAAAAUUCUCCUCGUGUAAGAGUAUGUACCUAUUUACAUGCUCGGAGAAUGUUCUCCAGUGAACUGCACCAACCAGAACUGUAAGCAGAUCAUUAUAUCUAUACUGAAAUACCAUGCAGUAGAUUUAAGAAAUUAUUCUUGAACUUGCCACUGCUUGCCUUUUCAGAGAGGCUGCAUGUUUUGUAACACAUAAUUCUGCUACAAAUGGGAAAAAAUUCUCUUUCUUUGGACUCGGUAAACUUAAAAGUGAUAUUUCAAAAGCUGGAAUUAAUCAUGAAUAAUAAAAGCUGGUGCUGCUGUGGUAAUAUCAACUUAUUAAAAUAUGGCUCUGAUAAUAUGUAAUUACUUGUCUCUUUGGGUGAGCUACUCAAGUAAGCGUAGUUCUGAUGGCCUUGUCGGUAUAAGAGUGUACUUGAGACUGCAAACUAAAACACCUUUUUGGAUUGAGACAUGUUUUGAUCAGGCUUGAGUAUUGGGUUCAUGUGCACACAUUCUACUUAAUCCUGUAGCUGUGAAGGCAUAAAGUGUGUAUUUGCACUGACAUUUCUGAGCAAUAAUUAGCUGAUAAGAACUAUAAAGGUGGGUUUAAUCAAAACUGUUGUUCAGGCAGAUAACUAGAUGGACAGUCAUUUGACCAAAAAAAAAAAAAUCUGUUUCCUUCCUGGUAUUUUAAAACGUUCAUAGAUAUGCCAGGCUUUAGAACAAAAAGCCCCCUCUGGUUGCAGAAAUAUCUCUAAACAGAGCUUAAUCGCUUUGGAUAUUUUUCAGUUUUUUGACUAAGUACCAUGAGUCGCCUACCAGAAGAUGGCAAUAGUAACUAUCAUGCAUACUUCACUUGGAUAGCUCUUCCCUGCUCUUUGCUGUUUGACCUUUGCUGAUUCCAGUACUUUUUAAGCAUGGUCCAAAACUGAUGAGUGACUUAAAACAUUAACUGUGAAUUGUUUUUUUGCUAACCAUACAUUCAUUGGAAUCUGAAGAUAAAACUUGUAUUUAAUGGAAACUCAUGCAACUUGUAUCACUGGCAUUGAUCAAAAACUGUAGAAUAAAUCUGAAUUCU
Molecule: messenger RNA, 4235 nt
Organism: Rhineura floridana
Lineage: Eukaryota; Metazoa; Chordata; Lepidosauria; Squamata; Rhineuridae
Gene: GTF2H1
Product: general transcription factor IIH subunit 1
Exons: 14
Coding region: 226-1857 (543 amino acids)
Biological process (GO): nucleotide-excision repair; transcription by RNA polymerase I; transcription by RNA polymerase II
Cellular component (GO): transcription factor TFIIH holo complex; transcription factor TFIIH core complex
Source: RefSeq, a predicted model, not a curated record